Messenger RNA from Saccoglossus kowalevskii, 5571 nucleotides. RefSeq lists its product as uncharacterized. Gene Ontology annotation, biological process: positive regulation of transcription by RNA polymerase II; cellular response to hormone stimulus. Lineage: Eukaryota; Metazoa; Hemichordata; Enteropneusta; Harrimaniidae. Gene Ontology annotation, molecular function: protein dimerization activity; nuclear receptor binding. The record is from RefSeq and is a predicted model, not a curated record. Gene Ontology annotation, cellular component: nucleus.
AUGAAUAACCCACAAGUGUCUAAGUUACUCAAUAAAACUGAUAGUGAUAGAACACAGAGUAAUAAAUCGCUUAAUGAGCGAAGAAGGCGAGAGCAAGAGAACAUUUACAUCGAGGAGUUAGCCGAGUUGAUUUCCGCUAGCAUAACGAAUAUGGACAGUUGCAAUGUGAAGCCUGAUAAAUGUGCCAUAUUGCAAGAAACUGUCAAACAGAUCAAGACUAUAAAGCGACAACAAGUAGCGGAGUCCAACGGAGCUGUUCAGCAAUGCCAUGUAUCCUCUAGUAAGCCAGCAUUGUUAGCAAAUGAUGUGUUAGGACCUUUAUUACUUGAGGCACUGGAUGGAUUUUUAUUUGUGGUGAACAGUCAAGGGCGGAUAGAGUUUGUUACUGAAAAUGUGUCUACCUAUCUGAAGUUUGGCAAGGAUGAGUUGGUAGGAAGUAGUAUUUACAGUUUAAUACAUGCAGGGGAUCAUGCUCAGCUUACUGAGUGUCUCUUACCUCUAACUAAUGGGAUUGUAUGGCCAAGUGAGAAUCCCAACAAAUUGUCCAAGAGUCGUACUUUUAACUGUCGAAUGUACAUAGGAAGCCAAGAUGAGCAUGGUGAUGAUGGUGGUUCGCAAGAGUCAAAAUUAGAACACAUGCAAUGUUCAGCAGUUCUCCAACCACAUCCAGAUGACAAACAACCUAAUGCUGAUGGUUCAGCAAGUGUUGAUGGACCAGCUUACUUGGUAUGUGUAGCCCGAAGAAUGCCGCAAGAAGACAGGUCACUUAUAGAACAGUUUGUAACAAAGCAGGACUUGAGUGGGAAAAUCAUAUCUGCAGAUAUCUCCUCACUGACAUUGCCGUUCCAUUCCAAAUCUGAUUUGGUUGGACAUUCAUUACAAGAAUACUGCCACUCUUCAGAUAUGCAGCAGCUCAUCAAACAUCAUCAAGAAGUUUUGAGUAACAUUACUGACACAUGUACCACAGCGAUGUACAAGUUCCGUGCCACCGAUCACUGCUGGUUGUUUGUGCAAACAAGAAGCAAGUUAUUCCUUAGAAAUGGACAGCCAGAGUUUAUCAUGUCAACUCAUAGUAUAUACAGGGAAACGCCUAAUACUCCAUCUACUGAUGCCAGUACCAGUGCCUCAACAAACCAAGUCUCAAGUAUUCCUUCAACACCCAAAAGUGAUCAUUCAGGACCGCUGCCAUCACUCAGCAAUUUAUUACGUUCAGGAAAUUCUGCGUCUGCGUCGUCCAACUCACCAAUUGAAAUGCUGCAGAACUCUUCUCUGUCUUCUCUACUGAAAUCUACCAAUUUGAAACCAUACAUGUCCCAUUUACAAACCAAGUUGCCAACUACGCGUAUCAACACGAGUAGCGAUGUUAUGCGGCCCCCAGUGCCUGGCAGUAGUUAUUCAAGAUCUGAAACAUCCUACAAGACUUCUAGUCCACUCUGUUGUAGCAGUCAGUCACCAGUCAGUGCCAGUACAAGUGGACUUGUAUCACCUGACUCUGUGCAAGGAAGAGUUGAGAAACCGGCAAGCACCAGCUCAUUAAAGAGGCCAUCACAGGACUCAGCUCAAGGGGGGAAAUUCAAAAAGAAUCGAUUACUUCAGAAGUUAUUAAUGGAAGAUGAUGACACAGACUAUGCGGCACAGGGAGCAAAAGCUUGUGGAGAAGCAGUGGAAUUUACUAGUAACCCGCCAUCUAACUCUAGUACCCAAAGUGAGGCAUCUGUUCGGAUGAAAGAAGCAAUAUUACAGCGCUUGCUUGAACAGAGCCCUAAUCCUUUGUCAGUUGAAAGUAAAGACAUGGAUGCCGAUAAAAAAGAUUUCAGCGACAGUGAAGAUGAGAAUAAGAUUUUAAGCAAACUGCUAGACGGCGAUUGUUCUGUUAAGUUUGGUAGUGAGCUCUAUCCGCUAGAGCAGCUGCGGAGGAUGCAGAAUCAUUCAGGCGGUGACCUGUUUCCUAGGAUACCAUCACAGGAUACAAGUAAAAUUCUGGACCAUCAUAGGACUCUUAUACCAGAUGCUUGCCCGCCCGGAAAACAAUCCAAAAAUGGAGCACCUCAAAAACAACCCAAAAACGUUUUGCUGCAAAAGUUACUAAUGGAGGAUGAUUCUUCUGUCUUGUCGCAUAGUACCCUAUUUGGAAAAACAUUUGGAGCUGGGUUUCGUAAACAUGAAAUUGUCCCAAAUGUAAACGAGUCUGAUAGUAUUGUUAGCAGUAGUAGCAGCAGCAGCAGCAGCAGUAGUAAUAGUAAUAAUAACAGUAACAAUGUUGCUCUUGCCUCAGCUGUAACCAGUGGAGAAAAUACUGCAUCAACAGCGAAAACACCUGUUACAUCUCAACAACAGCAAAACCAGCUGCAGAAACCAGAACAGCAACAAACACAGUCACCGCAAACAAGUGCAUUGCCUGCGCUUGAAAAUUUCAACAUUUAUAACCUUGACGAAGAAGAAACAAACACUCUUAUUCAGCAGCUGUUCCACGUUGCAAACUCACUCCCUGAAGAAGCCCUUACUGGCACACAAAAUAGCCAGAGUGUUGUGCAAGAAUUGUUGGCAGGGUGUGAUGGCAAUCAAGUAACACAGAUGGAGACAAGUUCACUACAAAAACCAAUGGUUCCUAUUGAUAAUAAUAAUAAACAGAAUAGUAACCCAGAGAACCCCUUGUUGCAACAGUUGCUCAUGGAAGGCAGUGCAAGUGAUCAAUUGAAGUUACAACAACAACAGAGCGUACCUCCUGAUAGUACAGUACAAAGUCCGCCGUUCACUCCUAUCCCAAAUACUGCACCAAUUGGCUUUGGAGCUCUGCUAAAUCGACAAUCUAAUCAGCAACUACGUCGCGUUAGUACGUGGGGACAACAGCCUUCACAAUUAGGAAGGUCAUCAGGUGGAAUUCAACGAAGAAAUACCAUAGGUUCAGUACAUAGUAUAAGUAAUCAAGGGCUCAGUGCAACAGGUAUGACAAAUCCCAUGCCGUUCAGUCAUCCUUUGCAAUCAACUCAGAAGUCAUCCAUACAGGUGAUGACCAAUUUAAAUAACUUGAGUGGCAAUACAUCGCAGCAGUCACCGUCUUCAAUAAUGUCAGAUGACUCCUCUGCUUCUCUAUCUGAUGAUGCUAUACUACAGCAAUUGGAACAAGUACUCAAUAACAGCAACUUAUCUUUGUGUGAAAUAGACAAUGCUCUAGGAAUAGAACAGCUUCUGAGUACACCCCAUUCAGAUGAGCAAUUAACAUCUGAUUUAUUAAACUCUGCACUUUCUGGAGGUGCAUCUGGUCGAAAUACUCCAUCCUCUAGCAGUGUUAACAGUAUGAAUACAAUCGCUACAUCAUCUAUGAAUACACUGGCCAACUCUAUGGGUGGCAGCAUAGCAAGCAACACAAUAACAAAUACAUAUCCCCACAGUACAAUAACAGACUCUCUGAGCAGUAAUUCAGGUUUGUUAAACACUGGUAAUCUUGGACUGAACACUAAUUUUAUGGAUUCCACCAUGCGACAGCAAUCUCAGCAGCCCGUGUAUUCCAUGCAACAAGACCUACCAGACAUAAUUAACCCACGGUUUUCACAAGGACACAGCAUGAAUUCAGGUCCACGUUUUCCUGGUAGUGGACAGAUGCCGCAGUCCUUUCAGCAGCAGCAAGUGCAAGCACGAUUGCGACACCAGCAGCAACUACAGACAGUCAGACAGCAGAGAUCGCAUCUCAGGCAAACUCUUCUGAUGAGACAGCAACAACAGAGGCUACAGCAGCAGCAGCAACAACAGCAGCAGCAACAACAGCAUCAUGAAUUGCAGCAGCAGAAACUUCAACAGAUGCUGCAGCAACAGAUUAUGAUGCAGCAGCAACAUAACCCUUUAUUACAACAGCAGCAGAAGCACCUUGUAAUGCUGCAACAGCAGCAGCAACAACAAAGUUUCAUUGGAUCACAAAUCAACCAUCAGCAGUUAAUAGAAACACAGGAAACAAAUUUCCCUCCUGAUACCUUAGCAGAUAUGUUGGCACAAACUUCUAAUAUUACGGCUCCAAAUGUGACCAUUCAGAAAUCUCCCGGAGCAUUCAAACCCCAGAUGUCUCCACAUUCAGCGCGACCACCAACACCUGGUACUGCAGUAGGUCCUAGACUGUCACAAGCUGCAUCAAGACCUCUGCAGAGUGGGACUAGAAACUCUACUGGUUUGGACUUCUCUCUGUCUCCAUCGUUUUCUCAACGUCCUCCUCAGCAGACUCCUCCAGUAUCCCACUUUAAGCCUAGUCAGAAUAUUUUCCAGUUUCCUGAUCUGAAUACUACAGCACCACCAAACAACACUGUCACAAGUUCUAUGAGUCAAAAUAAUUUUCAUAUGCAGCAAACUAACAGUUCUGGUAGCAAUAGCAUCACCACCAACCCCAUGACGCCGCAAACCAGCGCCACUGGUACUAACAGCAUAUUUACUAACACUAUCAUGCACCUUACUGGCAUCUCUAGUAGCAGUACCAUCACAGCCAAUCUUGUGUUGCAACAGGGCUGCAGUGCUGCCUCAAGUGGCUCUGCUCAGCUGAACAACGCCACCAGACCCAGUACGACAAUGGUCAAUUCAAUGAUUUCGCAAACGAGCAGCACCGUUGCAAGCAGUGCCGUGGCAAAUCAGAUAAUUGCUAUGAGUCCGCAGACAGCCAAUCAAAUGAUGUCUCCAAGUAGAAUGUUGCAGUUCACCCAGUCUCCAGCAAACACAAUAGCGUCUUCAAAUCGGCAAUCUCCAGCAUGGGGGCGACAAAUGAGUGAACCAGGGUCAUUACUAUUGGCACAGUUGAAUGCUAAAAGUAGUCCCGUUGAUACACAAGAAAUAAUGGGAAGUGCCAGUCAGCUGCAGAGAAGCCUGAGUACUGAUCAGCAACAGCUGAGACCCAGCAGUCGAGAAGUACAUAGUUCCCAUCUUUUGAGUGCUUCAAGCCAAGGAACAUCAGCCACUUCUUCCCCUUUAGCAUCAAUAACAUCACCACCAAGUGUAUUGAAUGACACCCCUAGCAGUAUGAGUGAAACUUUGACGCCUAAGAAAGAGAUGGAUAAAAGUCUGAAAGCAUCACCGUGCAGUCGUCCGAGUAAUAACAGUGAGCAGUUCAAUGUAGCUGUUGAUAUUGUUGACCAAGGUAAUGUAAUAGCCUCCUCCACUACCAUGUACCACCAUCCUUAUCCAUCAUUUGAUGAGACAGAGGACAAUGAGAGCAUGAUGUUGGACUUUCCUUUUGACGACUUAACAGGUGAUGACUCUAAACCAGCAGCUGUAGAAAACACUGAACCCCCUGAUAGUGAAGAUAGUGCGAGAAAUGAUAUACAGGAAGAUGAACUUGCUGACAGACUGACCAUGGUUAUGGAAAACCAUACACGAGAAGAAGCACACAAGCGCUUUCAAAAGUUCUGUGCCCUGGCCAAUGUUAAACCUCCAUCAGAUCCAUCAAUGAAGGCUGCUACUCUUUUCCGCAAUCAGUUAUUGAACCCUGAUACUAAGGCACCACCACUUGAAAUCAGUACAGAUGAUAGUAAACCAAUAGUGCAACCAGAGAAAAAAGGAAAAAGCAGCUUGCUUCAAAAAUUAUUACUAGAAUAA